AUGCCUCCGACGUCUCUGCAACUCCGGUGGCUUCUCCGCUAUCGUCUAAUUUCUAGUUCUUCUCCGCUGGCUUUGACUCACAAAUCCAUCUCUUCCACUUUCGCUCCCUCUCAUCAUCUUCCUAAAUCUUCCUUUCUUCCGGUUACUUUCUCAACGUGGUACUUUCAAUCUCAAUCCCCGAGCCCUGCUUCCAUUUUGGAGCUAGAAUCAGUAACUCAGUCUCUGUCCGCCGAGCUGCUCACAAAUCCAACUGUCGACUCCCUGCCAGUCCCACAGAGGCUCAGCCUAAGAUUCUCCCAUCUUACCGGCUCAAUAACUCCUUCUCUGAUCCUGCAAAUGCUUAGUCUUUCCCCAAAUGCUGGUCGCGCUAUACUAGGAUUCCACCAAUGGUUGAUCAGUAAUCUCGAUUUUAAACAUAUAGAUGAAACAUUCUCAUUUUUUACUGAUUAUUUUGGUAGACGAAAGGAUUUUAAGGCGACCCAUGAACUGCUAGUGGAGGGAAAAGGUGUUAUUGGGUCUAGAACAUUCGAAUCAAUGGUUGAUAGGCUUGCCAGGGCAGGGAGGCCUAAGCAGGUUGUAGAGUUUUUGGGAAGACGGAGCCAGACUAUGGAUUUAAGCGUGAUAGAGACUCGUUUACUUUUGUGGUGA
Molecule: messenger RNA, 648 nt
Organism: Linum trigynum
Lineage: Eukaryota; Viridiplantae; Streptophyta; Magnoliopsida; Malpighiales; Linaceae
Source: the annotation of a GenBank genome assembly